This is a messenger RNA of Pelecanus crispus (Dalmatian pelican), 1626 nucleotides long. The record is from RefSeq and is a predicted model, not a curated record. NCBI's taxonomy places the organism in Eukaryota, Metazoa, Chordata, Aves, Pelecaniformes, Pelecanidae.
AUGAGUUUCUCCAGGUUCCUAGUUUUUCUUUCCCUCGUGCAUGGUUCAUUGCAGUCACGGGAUGACACAGAAAGAUUUUGGACAGAAGAUGUUUCAACUGGCAUUCACUAUCAGAUGAACUCAGAAUCAGCUCUAACAUGGCACCAAGCAAGGAAAAGCUGUCAGCAGCAAAAUGCAGAACUAUUAAGCAUCACAGAGAUCCAUGAGCAAGCAUAUAUAGGAGAGCUAACUAAAAAAUUCAGUUUUGCAUUCUGGAUUGGAUUGAACACUUUGAAUUUCAACAGUGGAUGGCAAUGGGCUGGGGGCAGCCCUUUCAGAUAUUUAAACUGGGCUCCAGGAAGUCCUUUCCUGCUCCCUGGGAAAAUCUGUGGAGUGAUGAAUCCCAGAAAAAAUGCUAAAUGGGAAAACCAAGCAUGUAACCAGAGACUUGGCUACAUUUGUAAAAAGAGAAACUUCAGUUCAAAGUCUGAUAUUCUACCAAAAGAGGAAUUGAGACCAAUUAAGUGCCCAGAUGGCUGGUGGCCAUAUGCAGGCCACUGCUACAGCAUUCAACGGGAACCCAAAAUAUGGAAAGAUGCUCUGACUGCAUGUAAGGGGAAAGAUGGAGAUUUGGCAAGUGUCCACAACAUUGCUGAACACAGCUUUCUAGUGUCACAGCUUGGUUACAAGCCAACAGAAGAGCUAUGGCUGGGUCUGAAUGACCUGAAGGCUCAUUUCUAUUUCGAGUGGAGUGAUGGGACUCCUGUGACGUUCACCAAAUGGCAGUGCAGGCAUCCCACCUACACAAAUGGUCUGGAGGACUGUGUUGUUAUGAAGGGGCAGGAUGGAUACUGGGCAACUGCCAUUUGUGAUAAGCAACUUGGUUACAUCUGUAAAAAGAAGCCUUCAUCACAAUCCUCUGAAAAAGAGUCAGUCGAGGACCCAGGCUGCCAGAAAGGUUGGAAAAGAUAUGAUUUUCACUGCUACUUGGUGGGCUCUGCACUUUUGACAUUCUCAGAAGCAAGACAGACCUGUGAACAGAGAAAAGCUUAUCUAGCUACGGUGGAAAGCAGCAAUGAGCAAGCCUUUCUGAUUAGUCUGACGGGGCUGAGGUCUGAAAAAUAUUUCUGGAUUGGUCUCUCUGACACAGAAGAACGAGGGAGUUUCAGGUGGACCACUGGUGAAACUCCUCUCUUCACACACUGGAACACAGCAAUGCCAGGUAAGCUCUGCAUGGAGCAAGGCUGUGUUGCCAUGGGAACUGGAAUUGCAUCUGGAUUAUGGGAUGUUGUUAGCUGUGAGAAGACAGCAAAUUAUCUUUGCAAACAGCGGGCAGUGGGAGCGUUGCCUCCUGCUCCUUCGGUAUGGGUCCCUGUGGCCGCUUGUGCCGAAGGCUGGGACAGAGCCUCCCGGGCAGACUCAUGCUUCAAAUUUUUUGUGAGAGAGGGAAACCAAAAGAAGUCUUGGUUUGAGGCUGAAGAAUUCUGUAGAGAAAUAGGAGGAAAUCUGGUCACAAUCAAUACAAGAGAAGAUCAAAUUUUAUUAUGGCAAUUAGCAUCGGAUAAAGGACUGAACACUCAGGCUUUCUGGAUCGGUUUGUUUCUCUUAAAUCCUGAUGAAGGAUUUGCCUGGAUUGAUGGUUCCCCU